Molecule: messenger RNA, 2819 nt
Organism: Glycine soja
Lineage: Eukaryota; Viridiplantae; Streptophyta; Magnoliopsida; Fabales; Fabaceae
Product: protein RRNAD1
Exons: 12
Coding region: 284-1978 (564 amino acids)
Source: RefSeq, a predicted model, not a curated record
AUCAUUUUGAAAAAGAGAUUUGUGGUUCAAUCCAAUUCAGUUCUUUGGAUAAUCCAAUCCAUAUAUGGAUAAUCGAAUUGAUCGAACCUAAAUAAAACUGAAAGCUUUCGAAAAAAAAAAACUGAACCGAUCGAGUUUAUAUCGGUAUAACCGAACUUGUUUUAUAAAGUGGAUCGAAAAUGGAUGGAUCCGGAUUUUUAAAAAAAUCCAAAUUUUGCACAGCCCUUGCCCUAAACUGUGGAAUGGAAAAAGGGUGACAGUGAUACUGUGUCAUCACACACACAUGAUGAACGAGUUUAGGUAUUCAUGCAAGAGCGCUCACCAAACUCUUCAAUGGAUCAACGAAAUUAUACACUUCCUCACGCCUUACUCUUCCUUAAUCAAUGCUCACGUCGUUAAUUUCUUCAAGGAUAGGCUAUGGGAGAAUGUUGACGCCGAAUGGAUCGAAUGCCUGCGCCGAGAAUCUGUUCAAAAUCUUCUUCUCAUACCUUCUGGUGCAGUACAGGAUCAAUGGCCAACUUCUUUGAAGGAGUUCAUCCUAAAAAUAAGGUCUAUGGUAUUUUGUCAAGAACAAGCAGAUAUAAACAUGGCAUUACCUGGCCUGCAGACAAUUUCACUUAACACUGUUCUUGCCCAGGGCAUGAAUGUAAAGAAAAAACAUGAAGUUGAAAUUCUUUCUGCUGUUACAAAUACAGUUGCAAACAGUAUCAGAGCUGAUGCCAUUCUUGAUGUUGGUGCUGGUCAGGGUUAUCUUGCACAAGUACUUGCCUUUCAAUAUCAGCAUCCUGUAAUCGCUAUUGAUGCAUGUUCGCAUCAUGGGAGGGUUACUGAUGCACGGGCAGAACGAAUUAAAAAAUACUAUACAUCACAGAUGAUAAAAUCUGAAUCAGGCAUGCGGAGUUUGAAUGUGCCAAAGACAAUCACAUGUCGUGUAUUGUCCAUUGAUACAUUAAAAACCUUGGUUGAAACAUCUUUGAUUGGAGAUGAUGUUGAGCAAUCCAUGUUAAAGGUCGAAAAUCAAGAAGAUCAAGGGAAACUACAUUGGCUCAGUGAUGCAAACAAAAAGCCUUCAAUUGUUCUUGCUGGGCUUCAUGCCUGUGGUGACCUUUCGGUGACUAUGCUAAAGACUUUCGUAGAGUGUAAAGAUGUUAAAGCUGUUGUUAGUCUAGGUUGCUGUUACAAUUUAUUAUCUGAAGAAAUGAUUAAGGAUGGUGAAUCUCAAUUUGGAUUUCCGAUGAGUCACGCUGUAAGAUCCAUUGGUUUAUCACUUGGAAAAAGUGCACGUGAUCUUGCUUGCCAGAGUGCUGAGAGAUGGAGGAGUCUGGACAUGCAUGCUGGCAUUCACAACUUUGAGUUGCAUGCUUUUCGGGCUGCUUUUCAAAUGGUUCUUUCUAAAUAUUAUCCGGAAAUUGUGAUGAGUACUCCUUCAAUUGGGCGUAAAGGGAAGGCUCUUCGUCGGCGACAUCAGAGGAGAUCUGCGGAAUCCCAGCUGCAUCUUAAAGGAAGUACUUGCCACAUGAGACACAAUUUCCCUUCUGUAGUUCCUUCAGAGUCAGAAACUGACGGGAUUUUGGGCUCCAUGUCUGAGAUACAGACCUUACCUGGUGAAAUUCCUUCUAAUGAAAGGGCUGGAUGUGAAGUGAUUAAAUCUGAUGACAAACUUUCACAUUUUGAGAAUUUCUGCCAGUCUGGAUUGUCUCAUCUUGGAAUUAAACAUUCACAGGAUAUAAACCUUCAAGGCAUAUGGAAGGAAGCAGAACCAUUUGCCGACCUUGUAGGACCUUAUUGGUCUCUCAGAGCUGCUUUAGGGCCUCUUUUGGAAACUCUUAUUAUACUUGAUAGGUUAUUGUUUCUUCAAGAGCAAGGCAGUGCUCUAGAAGCCUGCUUGUUACCGAUAUUUGAUCCAAAAAUAUCACCAAGAAAUGUGGCAAUAAUUGCAAAAAAGAUCGACAAAGAUUUAAGAUCCUCCUGUUGCUAAAAGGUAAGUAGUGGCUGCACGUGUCAUUUAUGUGUAUCCCUACCAUUUAAUACUGUUACCCAAUUACAGCUCUUUGAAUAUCCUUUCAUUUUAUUACUCUAUUACUGUCUUUCUGUAACUGGAUACAUCCCAAUCUUCUCUUUCCAAAAAACAAAGGUGUGAAGCUAGACAAUGCAGCUUCUGUCUUCAAGCAUGAAUGACUCAAUGUUGCUUGGUUGGAGUGGAGUUUCUUUAUGAGAUCCUUUUCUUGGUUGGAUGAUUUUUCUGUCACAUGUUGAUAUUGUUAAAUUUGUUAAACCAUGUAAAGUAACGGUAUUGCUUCUCCCUAUUCCACUGCUAGACUUUCUUGAGAGUUGAGUUGAUUGUCAAGAUUCCCUCAGUUGAAGAAAGUCAAUUUCACAUGGGACAAGGUCACAAUGAUCUACAAUUCAAUGCCUGUCUUUCAUGAGUUGUGUUGAUUCUCAAGAUCGGUGCAGGUGAAGGUCAAGAUCAUUUGGGACAAGGAGACAAUGCUGCUGACUGCUUUCCUCUGUUCUUGUUGGUGAAAGUUUGUUACUCAGGUUCCAACAUCAUGCUAAGUUACUUUGUUAUCAUAAUCAUAUGUAAUGUUCUGAGUAGCUAGCUGGGCAAUUCACUUAAAUGAUGCAAGCUUGUAAAAUUUUUGCACCUGUGUUAUUUGUAUUAAUUAUUAUUAGGCUUCCAGAAUAUUUGUAUAUUAUCAUUCUUUUCGGUGUCUUUCCUCUGUGAGCAUGCCGAUUUUGUCAUUUCUUGCUAAGCGUUGAGUAUUCUCAAUAUACAUUGCUAGAAGUAAUUUUCAGUAAGUUGAUACUUCGGUCCAAAA